This is a messenger RNA of Cannabis sativa, 1405 nucleotides long. RefSeq lists its product as uncharacterized. The record is from RefSeq and is a predicted model, not a curated record. Lineage: Eukaryota; Viridiplantae; Streptophyta; Magnoliopsida; Rosales; Cannabaceae. The transcript has 7 exons. The coding region runs from base 245 to 1132 and encodes 295 amino acids.
AGUUAGCCACGUCACCAAUAACGACUUAGCAAUUACAAUUUACAAGCGCGCUCUAUAACGGUCGGCCUCCCUUUUCUUUCAUCCCCAAAUCCUCUUCCAAGUCUUCUUUUUCCAUUUUCUUCUUCGUUUUGAUCUGUACGGACUUCUACUUCCAGGAUUUCAAUUUCGGAAACGUCCUCACGGUGUGGAGUUUCUCCCUCCCCCAUCAAAGCUCCGAUUUUUUUGCGCUAUAUCACUGGAACCAAUGGAUCUUUCUAUAGUCGACGACCGCAUCAAAGAGUCGAUUGAUUACAUCAUAGGACUUCCUGUGUCGACUAGCACGCUUGAGGUGAAGUAUCGGGCAGUGUCAGAAUUGGAAAGACUUCUACUGCAGUCAAAAUUGGAGGAUAAAGACCUAACAAUCGAAUGCGUUAGGAAACUAGUUUCUGAGUGCAGCCGUCUUUUGAGCUUUGGUAAGAAAUUGGAACAAGAGUGUUCGUUACAUGAUCGUGAUAGGGAAUCAAUGAUUCAUUUAAUGAACGAAGCUGAUAAACGUGCUAAGGAUGCUGAGGUUCGAAAUGAAGAAUUGGAUGAGAAAAUGAAAGGAUUGUCAGAGGAACUGGUGUUCUACAAAUGUAAUGAUGAGAAGCUUGUGGCUGAUACAUCUCCAGGCACAACUACUCAAGACACUCUUCUUGAGUCUAUUUUAGGAACAUUGGUUAAUGAGGAGAAUGCUGCAUAUGGACGGUUGUUUGUGGAAGCUAACAGAAGCAAUGAGUCGUGUCAAAAGUUGCUAGAAAUGUGGAAUUCUUUAAAGCCAUCGACUCAAAAAGUCAUGUCAAUAGCUGCUCAGUUGAAGAUAGUAGAGACUGAGAAGGAGCAUCUGAAAAUGAGCCUUUGUAAAGCUGAAGAAUUGGUCAACAAUCUUUCUGCAGAAAACACUGCACUGGAACUUGAUCACAAGAAAUUACUAUCAAUGUACUACUCCGUAGGUUCAACUGAAGUGCAUAGAAGCAGCACACCGCCUAAGUCAAAGUGGAAGUUUAGUACAAUGAUGAACUACCCUGUUGAGAAGAAGAUUGAUUUUACUGUUGCAGAUAUGGAUAUAGAGACACUGCCCCCAUCACCCAUUCAUCAUUGCGACAAUGCUUAGGAGGGAGGAAUAACCGUGAAAGAUUUUUGUAUAGACUACUGUUAUGAUGUGACUCUAUUGGAACAACAGUUAUUAUAGUUGGUAGGUUCACAGAGAAAUCAAAGGAAGCAAUUUUUGCCAUUUCGAUGAGAAAUCAGAUGUGUUUUUUUUUUUUCCUUUCGUUGGCAUAUGAUGCGACAGAUUUAGAAACUAGUAUCUUACUUACCAAUUUUGUAAUAUGACAGUACAUUUGAGAUUUGACUACAUAUAAUAAAGCUUUAACUGUUGUUUCUA